This is a messenger RNA of Cynoglossus semilaevis (tongue sole), 1883 nucleotides long. RefSeq names its product neuroglobin-like. Lineage: Eukaryota; Metazoa; Chordata; Actinopteri; Pleuronectiformes; Cynoglossidae. The coding region runs from base 322 to 678 and encodes 118 amino acids. The record is from RefSeq and is a predicted model, not a curated record. The transcript is spliced from 2 exons. Gene Ontology annotation, molecular function: oxygen binding; heme binding.
AAAAUUUAGGGUUUUGCCAAAAAAAAAAUUAUAUAUUUUUUUUUCAAAUUUCUCUAAUUUGAUGAAAAACUCUAACUGUUCGUAUAAUGAAGUGUCCUUGAAGUCAGUUUCAAAAAGGUUGGUGACCCCUGAUUUAAACCUUGCCCUUCCUGACACAACUCACUCAGGGAUUUGGGGGAUUAGGCCGCCUGGUGGCGGAUAGCGAUCACUGCCACUGCACCACUGUAGCCCAAGACAUGUUUUUAACCACGGUCUCAUGUGUUUAACAAUAUUUUGACGACCAAAUGUAUUUGUUUUCAUUUUAUUUAAAUUUCCAGGGUGAUGUCUUUCAUUGAGAAAAGCGUGGCCAGACUGGACCAGCUGGACCGACUGGAGGCUCUGGCUCUGGAGUUGGGGAAAAGUCAUUUUCACUACAACGCCUCGCCCAAAUACUACAGUUAUGUCGGAGCCGAAUUCAUCUGUGCCGUGCAGCCCAUCCUGAAGGAGAGGUGGACGCCUGAGCUGGAGGAGGCGUGGAAGGUAAGGAGCGUCGCUGAGUGUCAGCCCACACGCGCGUCUUCUUACGUGGGCGUUAAUCAACAACAAAACAGUCUGGGGAAAAUUCUCAUUGUUGCUGGAUUGAUGUGCGUCAGCAACAGCGCCGAGUGUCUGACACCGAGCAACAGACGAUCCAGCUAACCUGUCAGGGUAGGAGUCUGCAGAUUGACAACAAUCUGGGAGGGAGGGGGGGGUGGUUUGGGGGUGGCACACUGUGAUGACACCAAUCUACAGGCCACGUUAUUAGGAGCGCGAUUUUACUGGCUCCGUAGUGCAGUGACUCACAGUCUGUGUGCCGUAGUACCUCAGUGUGCCAUUAGAGGUCAUCAGGUGCUCUGUGGAAAAUUGCCCAUUUCUACUUAGUUGGUAUAAAAACCAGUAUUUAUUUACUAAUAAUUUGUUCCUCGCCUGUGCAACAUUGACGGGCAGAAUUAAAUACUCUUCCACUAGGUGGCAGCAGAUAUCUAUCUCUCACUCCAUAUACCAUAUGCAUUUAUAUAUACACAUUUUAUAUAUAAUUACUUGUGGCCAAUUAAUUAAUUGAUAAUUAAAGACAGUCUGUGUUUAGAAGAGUGGUGCAGUGGAAACGUGCUGGACCCACAACCCAUAGGUUGAAGGAUCAAAACCAUCCUCUGCUACAAUAAUUUAACGCGCAGACCAUUUCACAGGAAAUCAUUUAAGAAUUUGGAGUAAAAACCAAACGACUUCCUAAAGCACUGGCUGUUUUACCAGUCCAAUGAAAUAACCACUGACUGUUUCUGUCUGUGAUCCAGACCAUGUUCCAGUACAUCACCAACCUGAUGAGGCAGGGCUACCACGAGGAGAGCUGCCGACAGCGCCACCUGACGCUUUCCCCAAAGGACAGACCAGAAAAAAGCAACACGGCACUAUGAGACCCUCCUCCCUCCUGGUCCCCCCCCAGCAGCGCCCCACACAGGCGUGUCUUUGUACAUAGUGUAUUUACUGUCCUGUUUUCUACACUGAUCGUCUGUCGACACUUUCAGCACUUUGUUUCUCUGAUGUAAAAAUCCUGCUGCAGAUCUGUAACGUAGUUGUGAUGAAGAGACCGAUUAGAAUUCCAGUCAAAUCUACUGCACGUCUCUGUAGCUGUAACACAAAAACCACGUGCAGUAAAUCUACAGGUUUCACUGAUUGACUUUGUAAAAACACACAGACUGGCGUUGCUGUACUGUACACUUUAUUGGUCUGUGACAAAUUAGUGAAUUUUACUUUGGAAUCUUAGCAUGUGGAUGUGGUUCAACAACCAACGGGGCACAUACAUGAUCAUUCAUUGUCCAAAAAACAUACAAAACUAAAUGUAUCUCCCAAAUCCAAGCAAAGACAAA